Blastomyces gilchristii SLH14081 is the source of this 258-nucleotide messenger RNA. RefSeq lists its product as uncharacterized. The coding region runs from base 1 to 258 and encodes 85 amino acids. NCBI's taxonomy places the organism in Eukaryota, Fungi, Ascomycota, Eurotiomycetes, Onygenales, Ajellomycetaceae. The transcript is spliced from 2 exons. The record is from RefSeq and is a predicted model, not a curated record.
AUGGCCAGCGCCAGCCAAAGUACAUGGCGUGGUCAUCAUUAUUUAUCUCCGGUCUCCCAGUCCGACGCCAUCCCCGUAUCUGGACGGCGUGACAUAAGUAUGACGGCGAACUCCUCUGAAAAUGGACGAUGGCACAGAACCUCGCCGUCUCCUCGAGAACUAGAAAAGCUAGCAACCAUAUUUGAAACUGGUGCGGCGGAUACUUGGAAAAGGCUCCACGGCAGAGACUGGAGAACGUCGGGUGACUCCCGUUAUUAA